CUCUUAUUCCCGUCUACAAAAUGACUUUGCACAGCCAAAUUUGUACUAGUCUAGCUAGCUAAUAGUACCGUACCGUACGUGGCCGCAGGCAGAAGCUCGCACCAAAAAAGAAGCGGGCACACAAACUCGAGUGUGAGACUUGGCAGCCAUCCUUCUACUGUACCACCACUAUAAGGAGUGAGACGAGACAGAAGAUCAAUUAAUCGAUCUGUUCCACCAUGGCAGCUCCUCCUCCAUCUCCGAGUCAAGCUCAAGAAGCAACAAGCCAUGGCGAGAGUGUUGCCGACAAGCUCCAGCACUUGUUGGAGCUGUGUAGUGAGGAAGAGUUAUUGUUACAAGCUCGUUUGUUGGCACUCUGUCAAGUAUUGGCAUCGAUUGGGGACCAGCCCGUGACGAAUGGAUCCGCUCUGCAAGGCUUGUACAAUGUGUUGGUGCAAGUCGAAGAGGAGUAUUUGUGUGGCAGCGCGAAUCGACUGGUUUGCGUGGUACAAGCCACGCAACGCCAUUUGACACUCGUGACUCUCCUACAAGCUGUAACGAGUCGACUCCAAGAAUUGUUGUCGGGCUUGACGGUACAGUCCCAAUUGCACGGUCCCUUGGCGGACUACAUGGCACUGCAGUCGCAACAAGCAGUCCAAUUGUCGCAAUGGAGUCUUCAAUUGGAACAAGAACAAGCGCCAUUGGCGCUCUGUGCAUCGCCCGAAGAAUUCCACGCCCUGCUCCAAAAUCGAUUUGAUACUUCCAUUGAAGAGGAAGAAUGGAUGGAAGCACUCGACGUCUUGCAGCAAGAACUGGGUCAAUUGUCCGUUCAAUUGUUGUCCAGUGACUACGACAACUCCACGGCACGAGGCAAAGCCGUCCAGUAUCAAGGAUUCCUCGGAAUUGUUGUGGCAAGACUGCAAGCUCAUCCAUUCGUUCAACAACCACAAUCUUCGACUGUCACUGCUGGCGCCAAAACGACUGUCGAUUCCGACUAUCCGGCAUGGGCAUUGGAUCCACUGACAGGACUCUUGAUGACUGUCCCCGUGACGUUGCGAGCUCCCUGUGAGUGUGUCAUGGACAAGACCACCUUUGUUCAUUGGAUGAACCAAAAAUCCAUUGAUGCUCCUAAAAAUAAGUGUCCUGUCUGCAAGGAACCCAUGACCAGUAUUGCCGCAAAACCCAACAAGGAACUCAAACGAAAAAUACAAUUGCUCGUGCUUGAUAGUGAUCAGGAGGGUGUCGUUGUGGGUGUGGCCGAUACUUCCAUGGACGAUUCGUCCACCACCAUUCGACCCACCCGCAUGCCACGACGCACAUCGUCCAUGGACGAUUCCGUCGCCAUGACCAGCAUUCAAGAAGACAAACCCUUACUCCAAGAUGAUUCCGCUCGCACCAAUAGCAUGGACAUGAGCUUGACGGAAUUGCGAAGGACCGUCACGGAUUCGCCUACUGCGCAGCGUCGUGCGGUGGAUCCUCGUGCCAACAACAAGUUUCGAUCCAGCCAUACUACCAAAAAGCAUCCCGACACGAUCAAAUUGGCACAAUUCAAACGAACACUCACGUCGUCGCCCCAGACGCAACCAAAACCCAAAAAUAAGAACUUGUUCAAUGCUCUGCGACGUAAAUUGACGAGAUGAAGAUUAUAAGGCAAGAAGCCAACCCCUCAUUGCCACCGGAGGCAAGUUAACCAACCAACUAAAGAAGAGGGAGGUGGUCGAAGCCUCGAGAUCACAAAUAAUACGAAGGAUCAUCCCAAUUGGUUUCUACGUCCCACUCGAUCGACGUCACCCGACCGACACCAGCACAAAAAAUGUGCUUGCUUUAUUCCAUAUACCGGUAAUAUCCACUAGCUAGCUAGCCCCACAAUUAGGUUUUUAGUUAGAAAGAUACUCUACGUAAUGUACAACCG
Messenger RNA from Seminavis robusta, 1891 nucleotides. The record is from the annotation of a GenBank genome assembly. NCBI's taxonomy places the organism in Eukaryota, Bacillariophyta, Bacillariophyceae, Naviculales, Naviculaceae.